UAAACCAUUCAUCAUUUUUCAGACGCAUGUCCCGAGCUUAGAAUCGUCAAUCAAAAUCGGCAGAAUGGACGAGGAUGAGAAAAUCAGUAUGAUGCUCUCUAUGGGCUUCUCAGACAUGAAUGAGAUUAAACGAGCGCUGAGGAAGCAUAAUAAUAACAUUUUAAUUGAAAUUUGUGGUAUAUUCUUAGAGAACGAUUAUUCCUAUACUAUACUAUUACUAUAUAUUACUAUAUUCCUAGAGAACGAUUUUUGGCCGGCGCCUGGAUUCUCGAUGGAUUCUGGAGAGAUGGAUAUCAGCUACAAACCAGAGGAUAUCUAUAAUGCAGGGACUGACAGUGAAUUUCCUGCUCAUGCUGUUUUUGAGUUGGAAAACCGGGUUUUUCAGGAGAAUUGGAGUAUACCAUUUAAACGCGAGGAACUACUUGGUAUAUGCCUUGAAGCCUCCACAAAGCUAGCAAGGGAAGGGGUAGGAGCUCUGGAACAGAAUGCAGCAUGCCUCAAGUUCUUGGAUCAAAUAUUACCCGAGGCAUUCCGUAAACUGCUGACAAGUAAUGCCACAAGUCGAUGGUUAGUUGAGAUACAGGAGGGAAUCAACACAAUGUGUGAACUAUUUAUCGAGCUUCUCACUGCUAUAAUAUUGGUCAAAGGCGUAAUUAAUUUUACCAUUGACCACAAUAUUAUUGUUUUAGCUUUAAUAUUUGAUUACACCAACAUUGAUUUUACCAUUGACCACAAUAUUAUUGUUUUAGCUUUAAUAUUUGAUUACACCAACAUUGAUUUUACCAUUGACCACAAUAUUAUUGUUUUAGCUUUAAUAUUUGAUUACACCAACGACUGGAACAACAAAAACAAAGAGCAAGUUCCUAAAGGAAGAUUUCAGGAACCAGGUGUCCAGAUGUUGCCUGCAUAUGGAGAGCCGCCAAGUGCGCCUACUUUCUAUGCGCGUGAGCAGUAUGGUUGGCUGGUCGACCUAAUUAACCUGUUCGGAGACAGAGACGGAUUUAAGUUAGUCCAGGAGAAACUUAGCAACCCUGAAAACCAGACAGCUAAGAUUAUGUCAAUGCUGCUGCUCCCUUUGGCCAACGCUGCUCCUCUUCUGGCAGCUCCCGUCGUCAAGAAGUUUAUAUUUCCUGGGAUGGAUGCGGCUUUCAAGUUCUCAAAGAGCAUAAAAGAGGAGGAUCUAAAAUCUAAGGAUAUGAACCAUCUGUACGAUCUGUGUUACAGUUUAAAGGUUUUAUGUCAGCAUAUUUGGCCGUCUCAUACUGGAGAAUGUGAUAGUAUAAGACUGGAGAUAAUUGGACGAAUGUUGAAAACUCCGCACUAUAACUGCCGGAUGAUGGGACUUAAGGAGGUAUCCAGACUGAUUGAGGAGUCUGAGAGAAAGAAAUAUAAACAUGCCAUCAGUGGAGAAACAGUAAUGGAAUGGAUGGCUGAGAAUAGAAUUUUAAGUGUAGUUCUCGAGGGUAACAUUGAUCAGGUUCAGUACACAGACAAGAUCAAGGCUAUAGUGGAGUUCCUAGGACCUAAUCUUUCACACGAGGAACUCAGGAACAUUUGGAACCUUGGAGAGAUAAAUCAUGAAUGGUAUGUACAGGAGAAGUGGAAAGUCUCCAACGGUAGAAUAAGAGAGAAGCUUAUCAGGCUGAUUGGACAAAUAGGGAAGGAGACGGUUAGUGCCAAGCAAACUAAACCGGCUUUAUCUGUCCUCACGCUACUCUGGGAGGUUGCGCAUUUUCCUGGUUUACCCCGUCACCUGGUGGAGCGUGCCUUCAAGGAACACCUGGACACACUCUCCGAGAUAAAUCUUAAUAUUGACGCCACCAGGCGGCUCUAUAUCCUCGCCUGUGUCGACGAUAUCAAGAAGACCAGCGGGUGUUUCAUCCCUUCAGUGAAACAUCUUCAUGAUAUCUGUAGGAAUUAUGGGUCCAAGGCAUCAUCAGCUUAUCAAAAGGCCAGUAAGCAGACCUUGUCAGAAUUGAACAAGCAGCAUGAAAUAGUGAAACUGAUCAGUACAAGUCUAAGCAAGGCACACAAUCAAGCAGUUCAGGCAGCUAAAUCUCAAGGCCUUGCUCUCAAGCCUGAUACUCUGGUUGACAGCAUGUACACUCACCAGGAGUCCGUGGACACCCACCUCGACCUCAUGAUGUUUCUUCUCAAAGAGGGGGAUCUUUAUCUCUCAUGGCCCAGAUGUAAGGAACUGUGGUCUACCCUGGUGGACAACGAGAACUCUAUACAGAUGGACCAGGAUUGUAUUUUCACCUGGUUUACGAGCUGUAUGUCUGACCUAGAAGCAGAAACACAAAGACAAUUCUUCAGAGAGAAGUUGUUAAGCCUUUCCCCGACUGCAGUCAGUCAGAAUAGUUUUACAUGUUUGCGCAAAUAUUUUGAGACCGUUAACGCAAGCGAAGCCCGGUUAAAGAAGAAUUAUACCUCAAUAGUUGUAGAAAAAAUUGACUUAAUUGGAAUUGAAUACUUUUGGGAUAUUAUCACUGAUUCUGACAAGGAUGAUAUAGCUGGUCGAGGAAUAGAUUUAGUCCUGGAGAUGGCAUAUUUAAAUGUGUCGCCUAAACUCAAGAAGGAGCCAACUGAGUUGCACAACCACUUCAUCAAGACCUGCAUAGGUCGUCUAGAAAAAACAUGGAGGGAGGGAGAUGAUUGCCACCUAGCGGUACAACAAGAUUCCGUUCUCUCCUCUCCUGUAACCAAAGGAGCGAAAAUUCAGAAAAUUCGACGCUUACUCCUCCUGGCGGAGAAAUAUAUAAUGUCUGUUGAAGUAUUGUUUAACGGAAAGCGAACUAUUCUCCCUCAUGCUUCGACGUUCUACGGUCGGCCACUAACGAUUAAAGUUCGAGUGGAACCACAAAAAGAAGAGUUUGACAUAGAAUCCCACACCAAUGAGUCAGUUGGUUUGGUCAAGACGAAGAUUGCGGAGCGUCUACAGAUAUCCAUAGGUUCUUUAACUGCAGUCAGUGUGGACUCAGGAGAAGACGAAAUUCUACUUGAGAGUGGGAGAGGGAAGGACUCCAGACUUGUCAGUUUUGUCGGAGACUCCCAGGGACAAACAUGGAAGGUGAAGACCCUGAGUUCAAGUUUAGCUGGGGCAGGAGGUGGAGCUAGUAGUUCCACAUCAAUAGUUCUAUUCCAAGGCGGAGGAGGUUUCGGACCUGCCGUUCAACCCUCCGCUCAGGCAAAUGCUUCCGCCGCGGUAGAACCAGAAAAUACAGAUAAACCAGUUACAGGGGAUAGUAUAUCAAGCUGUCGACAGCAGUAUGAUCUAGAAGAGGAGCGAACACUGCCUGGAGUUCUAAUAGCAGCAGAUCCUAAGAUAUUCCAACUUCUUUACCAGUUGGCUAGUAUAGAGGAUUCCUCCGUCCUGGCAGGUAUCCGCCGUCUGAUUCAUCUUAUCCCGGCGGACGGAGAUGUAGGACAAAUCUUGGAGAGUAUUGGACAUCUAAACCAUCUUUCAGGGGCAGAUGCUAGCCCUAAAAUGUCACCAAGAAUUAAGAAAUCUCUUUUGACGUCCGGGAAUUCUGAAGUUUUGGAGAAAAUAUUAGAUGCUUCUGCACCCAGUAUGACGCCUUUCAGGGUUCUAUAUAAUUUAGAGGUCUUAAGUAGUCGAAUCAUGCCCAGCACGCUUCCAAACCGAUCAUCGGCUAAGUUCGGCGAGGAUUUUGUUCGAACCGGCGGUCUUCGACAAAUUCUCAAUGUCCUCGAUAAAGACGCUCUGCCCUUCGAUGUGGAUUACGAUAUUCGUCAGUCUGCGUAUCUGAUAGCGCUGCAGCUUGCUGGAUACUUGCUCUGUGGACAGACGGUGCUCCAUGAUGAGACGAGCUCUAUGGCGAUCUCAAAUCCAGUGGCAAGUCCCAACAUCAGGCCAACUCCACCAAAAAAGACCGCAUUAGAUCUGUCUCUACCAGAAACCAGAUCUCCGUUGACCCUGUCUGCCAGCAAGAUUGUACAAACUAUGCCUGAGGUUGAGUUUGUUGAGCUGGUGUCCUGUUUGGUCCGAGUAACCUGGGCAUCUGCUGCCGGUAAACUGUUCCUUGCUUCUAUGGGGAUACAGUCUGCCCCACGACCUGAGCGUGUUUAUAUUGGUCGAAGGAGCCGUGAUAGUUCUACAGGGAGCAGUGGAUCCCUAGGGAGUGAAGGGAGUACUGAGCAAUCCCUCCAUGCUGGUGUUUGUGCUCAGCAGCAGGAGGUGUCACCAGCUGACUGUCAGAUUGCAGGUGAGGCUCUUGAGUUGCUUGUCACCUGCUUGAGCUUACGACAGAACCUACUGCCCCGGUUCUACAAGCUCCCCUCUGUCAACGACUUCAUCAUAGACACAGUCCUUGGCUCACCGGCAGCUACGGUCAGACAAAGAGCUGUUAGUCAGUUUCUCAGGUUGACUAAGAUCAAGGUCGUAUCACGGAAUCUCCUGCUUUCCGAUGCCAGCGGAGAUAUCAGAGAUCCAAAACAUUUUCUCACAAACCUUCUGAUAAAAACCCCGGUCCCUCUUUGGAUUCCUAGCUGUAAAUCCAGGACAACUAGCCACCAGAUCAUGAGCAACUGUGGUGAAUAUUUGGAUCUUCGAUGUGAACUCCUGAAAAAUCUUUCCUUGGACGACCAGGAGAGACUGAAUGUGAAUGCCAAGCAGAUGAUAGAAGAUGAAAUUAAUUGGCUUCAGAUGUUCUCCCCUUGUAAUAGGAUAAAUGAUAGUGCAUUACUAGCUGGGCAUAUAAAGCUGAUUAGAUCAUUACUAACAUGUGAAGGAGUUUCUAAGGAAGAGGUGGGUAAAACAUUAAUAGAGAGUUUAAUCUGUCUUCAUCUAUUUCCGGCCAGUAAACUAAUCAGUGAAGGAGGUCUCAACAGUAACUGUAUCUCUAGCAAAGAUAUCAGUCCCUUGCUGGAUACUGAAGAGUCGAGGCUAGCAGCCUACUCUCUACUUCAGGAGUUAGCUCAGGGCUCUAUUCCUAAUUUAGAUCUCAUUUCAAAGAUGUUGAUUGAUCUUCAUCAUCAGUUUGAUUUAAAUCUUGUGAAAGAGCACAUGUUUGAAUAUGAGCCCGCAAUAGAGAGAAGAGCCGACUGCAACUAUGUUGGUUUAAAAAAUGGAGGUGCCACAUGUUACAUCAACUCUGUACUUCAACAGCUGUUCGCCGUUCCGGGAGUUGCGGAGACAUUGCUGGCGAUAAAUCUUGACAAGGUAGAGGAGGAUUCUGCCUUCUUCCAGUUACAGGCUGUGUUUGCUCAUCUGCAGGAGUCUAAACUCAAAUAUUAUGUUCCCGACAAAUUCUGGACAUGUUUCCGGUUAUGGGGUCAGCCUGUGAAUGUGCGCGAGCAGCAAGAUGCUUGCGAGUUUUUUAUCCAAGUUGUUGAUCAGGUUGAUGAGUAUCUCCAUUCGAUGAAGAAAGAAAAAAUCUUUUCUAAUCUUUUUGAAGGAGUUUUCUCUGACCAGAAAAUUUGUGAAGGAUGUCCUCACAGAUAUGAGAGAGAGGAGAAGUUUAUGUCACUAAAUCUGGAAAUCAAAUCUGGAAAUCUGGAGGAAUCCUUGCGUCACUAUGUGCAGGGUGAGCUGCUUGAAGGAGAUAACGCGUACUUUUGUGAGAAAUGUGCACAGAAGAGGAAUACGGUCAAGCGGAUGUGCAUACGAAAGCUUCCCUCCACCCUGGUAAUACAGCUUAAGAGGUUCCACUACGACUGGGAGACAAAUAGAUCUAUGAAAUUUGAUGAUUACUUUUCCUUUCCCCGAGUGCUGGACAUGGGUCCGUACACUGCUGAGGGGAUCUCAGCUCAGGAAGACAAAGAUAACCUCCAGGCGAAGUUAAGUCCUGGUCUCUCUCUACAAUCCUUCUCCAGAAAUAUCAGUGUUAACUUUGAUCUCGUUGGAGUAGUUGUGCACAGUGGACAAGCUAAUGCUGGACACUAUUAUUCAUUCAUAAAGGAGAGAAAAGGACAUUCUGUUGUGAAUUCCAACAAGAAUAAAUGGUUUAAAUUCAAUGAUACAACCGUAGAAGAAAUCAACAUGACAGAUGAAACUCUUGAGGCAGAGUGUUUCGGAGGCAAAUUCAGAACCAAGAAGAAGGAGGGCAGCAAUCUGCCGGAAGAACGACAGAGAUACUGGAACGGGUAUAUCCUGGUUUACGAGGCAAGAAAUGAAAACAAGAAUCAAAGAACUCCUAAAAAAAGUUUCUGCGGUGGAUCCUCAAGAAGAUCCGUUGGACCUGCAAUGGUACGGCGAUUAACCCUACCCUCCCGUAUAUCUGAGCCUGGAGGGCGGGGGGUAGAGGGGGGAGAUCUCCUGGUAAGGGAGAGCUUGAGUGAGUUGUCCAACCUGCUAGAGAAGGGAGAGAAGCAGGGAAUAUUCAGCAGUAAGAUGCCUCCUCUUAUAGGUAAGGAAACUGGGUUUGUUUACAAUCUGUGUACUGUCAAUAUAUCUGGAAGUAGAAGAGAAUCCUUCCAACCAACUCUGCAGGAGGAUAUAUCAAUGGAUGUUGAUUCACAAAUUCAGGAGUUGUACACGUGUUCUCUCAGAUUAGCGGUCAACUUCUUCCUCAAUACAUACUGCCAUGUCAGAAGGAGAAGAAGAUAUAUCAUGAACGACUGGGUUGACAACAUAGAGAACAUUAUAUCAAAAAGUCAAGUUUCCUGUUCCUGGCUAGUCACAUUCUUCCAUCAGGAUGGACAUAAGUACCUGAAGCCUUAUCUUCUAGAGUGCACCACCAGAGAUGUUAGGAGUCAAUUUUCCUGUAUUCUUGAGAAAUUGUUCUCAAACAGUUAUAAACAUAAACGUCGAGAUCCUUCGUUACAGCAGGGUCCUGUGGUUGAUGUACUUGAAUACCUACUAAGCCUGUUGGAGAAGGAUGUAUCAGACAGUGUUAAAUACUCUAGUCAAUACUUCUGGGUUCUGUCAAUGUAUGCCCAGAUGGGUUCAGAUGCCUGCUCUGAUCUCUUUAGCUUAGGAAUAUUCUCUGCCUGCAUCAAGUUUUUACUCGGGAUAAAUCCAGAGGAGGAUGGAGAAGAUCCGGACAGGAAACGGAAACAGUGGACAGGAAACCAGGUUCGUGAGUUCUCCCACCUACACUCUCUUCUCUCCUUCUUGAUCCUAUCCUGUGAUCUCUCUCCCUUCUCUGAUACUAAACCUAAACCUGGCAGCAUCAACCCUAUUCAGGAACGAAGCCGGAAGACUUCGGAACGAUCCACGUCGGACCGACAUCGAUCAGGAACGGAUAAUUCCGUCAGAGGAAAGGAGCGGUCUGGGCGCCAUGAGUCCGGAUCGGAUCAGGAUCGGAGCGGAACUGAAAAGUUCUAUGCCCAACUGGAGAUGCCAACGCAGGUGUCUGACCUCCUGUAUGGAAAGUACACCGAGGAUUAUAUCGCGGAAUCGGUCUCGUUACUUCGUGAGAAUUCGAAUAGUUUAGUUGUUGACAUGCUGCUUGGGAUCUCUUACUGUAGCAAGAGUGUAUCUGAUAUUGUGGUUGGUGAGGUACUGAAGCAGUAUACUGCUGCCCACGCUAAUCUUCUCAAGCAUCUCUCCCAUCUACUUGUAGAGAUUCUCUGUAUUUCCGAUCCUCUACAGUCUGACCGGCUCCAGCUAGCUAUCUACAGUGACAAGGGUCUCCUAGAUCUGGUUCAGGCUUGUCAGAAAACAGAUUCAUCUAGAGCUUAUCAGGCAAUUAAAGUAUUGGUGAGUGCUUCGAGUAAACAUCAAGCUGUAAAAGAUCAUCUCUUUAAUGAGCCUGCCAGAUGGCAGUGGGCUGUGAACUGGUUGAAAACUAAGAUGGAAUCUGAAACCUGGUCUAAUCUGGAUUCUAAAGAAGAGAGUAACGAGGGGUCAGCUAACAGAACCUUUCACAGAACUACUUCUGCUCAAGUAACUCUCGAGGAAGCUAACGCAAUGCUGGCUGAGUUUGAUACUGAUAUCGUUAUGGAGGAUGGGGAUGAUACAGAUAAGAAGACUGAGAUGAAUCUAGACGAGAAUGAAAUCUCCUCAACCUCCUUCAAAUCAAAACCUUGA
This is a messenger RNA of Eurytemora carolleeae, 7993 nucleotides long. Its product is annotated as ubiquitin carboxyl-terminal hydrolase 24. Gene Ontology annotation, molecular function: cysteine-type endopeptidase activity; cysteine-type deubiquitinase activity. NCBI's taxonomy places the organism in Eukaryota, Metazoa, Arthropoda, Copepoda, Calanoida, Temoridae. The record is from RefSeq and is a predicted model, not a curated record. Gene Ontology annotation, biological process: protein deubiquitination. Gene Ontology annotation, cellular component: nucleus; cytosol. Bases 65 to 7993 code for a protein of 2642 amino acids. The transcript has 57 exons.